AUGUCUCCUAAGGAAGACAUAUCAGAAAAAUGGCGCGAAAUUCAAGGUGAGAUUGUGAAAUAUGGAGAGUUCGCGCAAGCAACGUAUGAUGCCUUCGAUUUUGAUUCAUUUUCGGAGUAUUGUGGGAGUUGUAGAUAUAAUGAAAAUAGACUUUUUGAUAAAUUAGGCCUUAAUAAGCAUGGCUAUAAGGUGACUAAGUACAUUUAUGCUAUGUCACAUAUAGAUUUGCCACGGUGGCUUGAGAGGUCUCACUUGGUCUCACUUGGUGGACAAAUGGAGCAAAUACUCAAAUUGGAUGGGAUUCAUAGGAGUGCAUUGCCUCUCCUCACUGCUUAUGAAGCUGCUUCCUCUCUCCCUGGCCUUCAUGUUAGCAUUAUAUCAUUCGAUGCGCCUAGGGUUCGGAACAUAGCUUUUCGAGAUGAGUUGCACCAAAUGGGAAUAAAAACACUACGCACUGUAGGUAAGCAAGAUUUAGUCCCUCGCAUGCCCGGGCUUGUUUUCAAUGAAAGCCUACAGAAGUUUGAUGACAUAACUGGAACACUAGACUGGGUUUACACACAUGUUGGAGCUGAAUUGAAGCUUGAUGUAUGGUCUUCUCCUUAUCUCAAACACAGAUUUAACGCCUUAGGGUUCCAUAUGCUGGAGACUUACCUUCAUCUAGUAGAUGGGUUCCACAGUAAGACCUCAACAUUUAGGUCUGAUGGUAGAAGGGACGUUGCUUUGGUGAACAAGACCUGUGACAUGCUUGUGGAUGAACUGAGGAUUCCUCAUUUUUGGUACCAACUGGCCAACAAGGGAUUAGAAUGCAAUGAACAUGGCAGGUGGGUUAAACCCAAAAGAGACCCAGAAGACAUACCUUUUCCUACUAGCCAAACACACACCCACGUAAUUGAGAUGCAGGAGAAUUAUGGACUUAUACCAUUGUUCAGUUUAUAG
Ilex paraguariensis (yerba mate) is the source of this 936-nucleotide messenger RNA. The record is from the annotation of a GenBank genome assembly. Lineage: Eukaryota; Viridiplantae; Streptophyta; Magnoliopsida; Aquifoliales; Aquifoliaceae.